AAAUCAAAUUUGUUCUCAGUUAACAGUCUUUUGAAUCGCAUAAUCAACUUUUAGGUUUUCCAAUUUCUUCUCCGAUCAGAAGAAUGAGUUCAACCGGUACAACCAAGGGCGGAAGGGGCAAACCAAAGGCCGCUAAAUCAGUUUCCAGGUCAUCUAAGGCCGGUCUUCAAUUCCCCGUCGGAAGAAUCGCUAGAUUCCUCAAAGCUGGAAAGUAUGCUGAACGUGUCGGUGCCGGUGCUCCGGUCUACCUCUCCGCCGUCCUUGAGUAUCUCGCUGCUGAGGUUUUGGAAUUGGCUGGUAACGCUGCUAGGGAUAACAAGAAGAAUCGUAUUGUUCCAAGACACAUUCAACUUGCAGUAAGGAACGAUGAAGAACUUAGCAAGCUUUUGGGUUCUGUAACCAUCGCUAAUGGUGGUGUUUUGCCUAAUAUUAAUCAGGUUUUGCUCCCUAAGAAGACUGGAAAGGGAAAAGACGAUAUUGGAUCUGCUUCUCAAGAAUUUUAGGGUUUAUGUGUUCUGUUCUGAAUAGAUCUUAAUUUUGUUAUAUUGCAGUGGUAACGGAACAUACAUGUUUAAUUGAUUAUUAACUGCUUCAAUUUUAUAAGGACAAAGGUUUAUUAAUCGAUUCACUUGUUUCUAUCAAGUUAAGAAAAAUUAUUAGUGUUAUGCCUC
Trifolium pratense (red clover) is the source of this 671-nucleotide messenger RNA. RefSeq names its product histone H2AX-like. The coding region runs from base 84 to 503 and encodes 139 amino acids. Lineage: Eukaryota; Viridiplantae; Streptophyta; Magnoliopsida; Fabales; Fabaceae. Gene Ontology annotation, molecular function: protein heterodimerization activity; DNA binding; structural constituent of chromatin. Gene Ontology annotation, cellular component: nucleosome. The record is from RefSeq and is a predicted model, not a curated record. The transcript has 2 exons.